AUAGCCACCGUGCACACAGCAGCUAGGCGUCCCUCGUUAGUCCCCGGCUGGCCGAAGGGAAGAGGCAACAUCAUGAGCCAUGUGGUGACUAUUGAGGAGCCCCAGGCCAACCCGCAGGUGUCUCAGACCCGGUGCGGGGUGAGGUCGGGGGCCUGGGGCAACGUCUCCUCCAAUCGACAGUAUGAUUUUCUGUACGAUCCAUUGUUUAUUGUGUCAAGUGAGAAAGACCACACGCAGGCAAAUAUCCAAGCUAACCUGAUUCAAAACAGACUGAGAAAAGUUCCCCGGUUUAGAAGCAUGUUCAGUAGCUUGAUCCAUUAUCCAAGAUAUUCUCUGUAUCGGAGCAGGGCAGACCCUGUCCCACCAUUCAUGCGCCAGGAGUGGAAAGGACAGGAGGGGAAACGCAGGGAAGCCCGCGGGCGGUUUGCCAUAACUGAUAAGUCUUUUCAGAUGACUAAAGAGGCUUAUGAAGAUCCUGAAAUUACUGGAAGGAAUCGCUAUAAAUAUUUUGAAAGGCCUUUCCUUCCAUUUCAUCAACAGAUGCCAUUCAGUGUUGUUUUUGCAGCAACCAAGACAGAGGCAUAUAUUUUCCCUCCUACUUCUGCUAAGUACCCUUCCGUACCUUCAAAGUACACUGUGGGUACUCAGACUGAUUAUCGGGAUGCUGAAGUUCAAACUAAUCCAUAUUCUCCAGAAUAUGUAGUAUGUCAGGAUUCAAUCCCUGAGCUCUUGACCCUGGCUACUCUUACUUGGGGUCGAGGGCUCCCGGCAGGACAAGCUGAGGUUGAGAUGAUAGAACGUGCCCGGGAGAAGCGUGCUUGGGAAGCCACUCUCCCCUGUCUGGGGGACACCUCCCAGUUUGAGAAGAGGAGGAGGAUGAUGAAUGCGAUGGAGAGGAAGGAGUGGGCCUUCAGAGAGCAGGAGAUUGAAAGACUGCAGGAGAUUCGCCUGGAAAUUCUAAAAAAGCUGCUGAGAAAGCGCGAUGAGAAUCAAAACGAAGUGAACAUGAAGCACCUGAAUGCCCGAUGGUGUCAAUUACAGGAAGCAAAGGAGGCAAAAUUGGCACGGAUUCAGCACACACACGUAUCAGCAAUCAGAAAACUUGUGGGAAAGGGAAAGAAUAUAGAAGGGAAGUUGGAGAGAAGGAAUAUCAUCAGGGAUUAUUGUGAUUAUGCAUCACAGGUCUAUGGACCUCUGUCUCGUCUUGGUCGUUUCCCUGACAACAAUUCAGAGGACUUUGUGGUAAAAAACCACUAUCUCAACACCUAUGAAGGAUUAGUUGAACUUGAGUCAUGUCUCCCAGAUUUUGUGACACAACCCCGAAUCAGACCUCCAAAGCCAAAAGUCGCUACCACGAAAGCUGGUUUUCUCAAGAGGGCAGCAAGGAUGGACCAUGAGUUGGCAGAGGUUCAUAAGGCAAUAUUGGAUAAGAAGAAUAGAGUUCUUGAACCAAAGAAAGUUCUGCGCUUUCUUCAAAGAAAGGCUCUACCUCAACCUCGGCUUCCAACUCCAACCUUGGAAAUGAGUUCCAAUGAAGAAGAAGAUACAGAGAUGGCUGUGAUCUACCUUCAAAAGUUACUCCGGGGAAGAGUCGUUCAGAACACGAUGUUUGAAGGGAAGGAGAAGCGACUGGAGUUGAUCCAGGAGCUGCGCACCAGCCACGCACUGCAAGAGGACGACAGGCUGCUGAAGAAAGCCGAGAAGCAAGUGACUCUGGCCUUACAGCGGCAGAGGAACUUGCACGAGCACAAGGUCUCACUGGUUGAAAACCAUUUGGCUGGACUGGAAGGAAGGGCGCUGGCGGACAUGUUUGACUUCCUGUCCAAAGAGCUGGUGAGACUGCAGGAAGAGAGGAGGAUCCAUGCUUUUGCCAUGCUGGCCGAGCGGCAGCGGAGGAUGCGAGAAGCUGAAGAGAGUGGUCGGCGCCAAGUCGAGCAAAGGCGGCUGCGGGAGGAGGACCAGAUAUUUAAGGAGGUGAUUAAAGUUCACCAAAGUACUGUAACUUCCUAUCUGGAAGACAUAAUACUGAAUACCGAAGAGAGCACGGCAGAAGAACAAGCCAGGGCAGAAAUUGAGAAGAUGGCUGAGGAAAUCAAUGACAUUGCUUAUGAAAUGGAGAGCCGUCGAACUCAGCUUCAGUCAGAGGAGAUUGUUGCUGAGUUGGUUUAUAGUUUCCUGAUCCCAGAGGUACAAAAGGACUUUGUCAAAGAAAAAGUGAGAAACGCCCAGCGGAAGCAUAUCCUUGCAGCCCAUCAGAUCAUCCACAGCCACACAGAAGACAUGGUCAAUAAGAAUUUUGUGGCGCAACAGCAAGAUGAGGAGGUCUCGGACACUGACAAGUCACCUGAGAAAAAAACUCAAAAAUAAGAAUCGCAGCUAAGGUUAUCUUUUUUAAAAAGAAGCUGUACAAAUCAUCAUAUGGAAUUCCAAUAAUCUAUGCUUCUCCCAAGAUGUGCAACUCUUAUGGACUUGUCAAUGUGUAAUUCAUGAGGAAAGAUCUUUCUUCUCCAUAAACUUCCAAUAAUUUAAAAUUAUUUUCAGUAAUAAUAAUCAAA
This is a messenger RNA of Zalophus californianus (California sea lion), 2555 nucleotides long. RefSeq names its product cilia and flagella associated protein 91 (gene CFAP91). Bases 73 to 2367 code for a protein of 764 amino acids. NCBI's taxonomy places the organism in Eukaryota, Metazoa, Chordata, Mammalia, Carnivora, Otariidae. The record is from RefSeq and is a predicted model, not a curated record. The transcript has 18 exons.